AUGUGCAAUUUUUUUCUUUUUCCAGGGCGUGCUUCAAUUGCUACAGGGGUUAGUUCGCAGACAGCCACCUUUCACAUGGCAUUAUGGACGAACUUGGAUCGUCUUGUCUCCGCAAUUGAACGCCUUGUUUUGCGGGGUCGAAUGUUAACAGACUCUCUUGUCCGACCACUUGAUUGCCUUAUUCCAACUGGUCUUGGAAGCUUGGCAGCUUCGUCUGUGAGUCGCGUAAGUGGUAGUCGGAAUGCUGGGGGUGGUGGUGGUGGUCUAAUAGGCAGGCCACCUGGCUGCCUUGGGGGCCUAGGUGGCCCUUCCGACCUUGUUGCUCAAUUGCUUCAGCAGCGUCGGGUCAGUAGAGCCCGUUGUAAUGCAGAGGAAAUAUUAAAAUGGGAUCCGGAUGCAGAACUUUGGGUUCGUCUAGUGCUGGGCGCGGCUGCCGGCCGUCUGAAACCAGACAAACCACUGGCCGACCAGCUGAUUGAUAGCGAGUGCCGUGGUGGUGAGGCCGCUUAUCGCAGCCUCGCUAACUGGCUACUUGACUAUCUGGCCAUUGUCUGUCCUGACCUACCAAAUGAUGAUCAAGCAGAUGAUUCACGAGAUCCGUCUAAUUCUGCUAGCCUAAAUCAUGAGCAUCUAUCGAGUGACUCUAGCACAUGUGAGAGUAGCAUUAAUAGAUUUGAAAAUUGGAGGCAGCAGCGUGAUGUGAUCUUAUGUCUACUCGCCGACGCUCUUACCUCCGACCGAAUGCAAGCUUGCGCAGAUUGGGAUGCACAGAUCGAACAAUGGGAGCGUGAAGAGGGCCUACUUGCCUGUAAGUCAUUAUCAAGUGGCUUAACCCGAGUCAACUUUGCAACACUAUAUUGA
This is a messenger RNA of Protopolystoma xenopodis, 861 nucleotides long. Lineage: Eukaryota; Metazoa; Platyhelminthes; Monogenea; Polystomatidea; Polystomatidae. The record is from the annotation of a GenBank genome assembly.